Daktulosphaira vitifoliae (grape phylloxera) is the source of this 3924-nucleotide messenger RNA. RefSeq names its product protein mothers against dpp-like. The record is from RefSeq and is a predicted model, not a curated record. Gene Ontology annotation, molecular function: DNA-binding transcription factor activity, RNA polymerase II-specific; I-SMAD binding; RNA polymerase II cis-regulatory region sequence-specific DNA binding. The transcript is spliced from 7 exons. The coding region runs from base 326 to 1678 and encodes 450 amino acids. Lineage: Eukaryota; Metazoa; Arthropoda; Insecta; Hemiptera; Phylloxeridae. Gene Ontology annotation, biological process: SMAD protein signal transduction; BMP signaling pathway; regulation of transcription by RNA polymerase II. Gene Ontology annotation, cellular component: heteromeric SMAD protein complex.
UAUUAUUUAUUUUUCUAAAUAAAAAAAUAUUUAUGAAUUAAUAUUUAUAUUAGAAUAAAACGUAUAGAAUUUCACAAUUAUGAUUUAGUUCUAAAUUAUCGUUGAGAAUUGCUUAAAAAUAAUUUCUAUUGUUUUUAUAAAUUUUUAAAUGAAUGUCAAUAUCGCGUUUAAAAUUUCUUAGAUGGGUCUUUAAUUUAUAACAUAAAUAUACUUAACAGUGGUUUAAUCUUUUUACCAAUAAUUGUGUAUUACAGAAUUACAUAUAGGUAUUUAUGUAUAAACUAAUAAAUGAAGAAAAUAAAAUAAAAUUAUGAAUUAGAAAAUUAUGGGUGAAGAAAUGGAUUCUACAAGUGGCACUUUAAAUAGUUUAUUUUCAUUUACUAGCCCAUCUGUAAAAAAGCUUCUUGGUUGGAAACAAGGUGACGAAGAAGAAAAAUGGGCAGAGAAAGCAGUUGAUGCACUCAUGAAAAAAUUGAAGAAAACUAAAGGAGCUACAGAGGACUUACAGAAAGCUCUUAGCUCACCUGGUCAGCCUAGUAAAUGUGUUACCAUUCCAAGAAGUCUUGAUGGUCGAUUACAAGUAUCUCAUAGAAAAGGUCUUCCACAUGUUAUAUAUUGCCGAGUAUGGCGUUGGCCAGAUCUUCAAUCGCAUCAUGAACUCAAGGCUGUUGACCAUUGUCAAUUUCCAUUUUCUGCUAAACAGAAAGAUGUUUGCAUUAAUCCAUACCACUAUCAAAGAGUUGAGAGUCCAGUUUUACCACCAGUAUUAGUUCCUCGUCAUAGUGAAUAUGCACCACCUUCACAAUCACCAAUUCAGCAAUACCAACCACCAGUAGAUAUUGGUAUGCCAAUAAAUGUUUCUAUAAGUACAGAUGGCUUUCCAGAAAGUGUGCUUAUUCAAAAUGCUGAUACCAUUAAUGUUCCUAAUCAAAUUUCCUCUGGAAACACAUUGAAUCCAUUCUCUGAUUCAUCAGUAAUUGAUAAUGAAACUUUUCCUUUACCAGAUGAUCUCAAUAAAAAUAAUAUUGUUGAAAAAACUCAUGUUGAAGAUAUUGAUGGAAUUCCAAUUAUAUAUCAGGAACAACCAUGUUGGGCAAGUAUAGCAUAUUAUGAACUUAAUUCAAGGGUUGGUGAAGUUUAUCAAUGUCAUUCACCUCAUAUAGUCGUUGAUGGUUUUACAAAUCCUAGAAAUGAUUUAAAUCGUUUUUGUCUUGGUCAGUUAUCAAAUGUAAAUAGAAAUUCUACAAUUGAGAAUACUAGACGUCAUAUUGGAAAAGGUGUUCAACUAUAUUAUGUCGGUGGAGAAGUUUUUGCUGAAUGUUUGUCAGACUCGGCUAUAUUUGUGCAAUCACGUAACUGUAAUCAGCAUCAUGGAUUUCAUCCAUCAACUGUGUGCAAAAUACCACCGGGUUGCUCAUUACGUAUUUUUAAUAACCAAGAAUUUGCAGGCUUGCUUUCACAAUCAGUUAAUCAUGGUUUUGAAGCUGUUUUUGAAUUAACUAAAAUGUGCACAAUACGUAUGUCAUUUGUAAAAGGUUGGGGUGCCGAUUAUCAUAGACAAGAUGUCACUAGUACUCCUUGUUGGAUUGAGUUACAUUUACAUGGACCACUUCAAUGGCUAGAUAAAGUACUUACACAAAUGGGCAAACCUCAUGAUGCUAUCACCUCACAUUCAUAGACAUACUGACCCAUGAUUAAGUAUUUUUAUUUAGGGCAAUUGCUAUCUUACAAAUAUUAUGGGACUAAAAAUUUGUAUGUAAAAAAACCUUUUUUUGGCUUUUCACUUAAAUAGAAUAUAAAAAAGCAAUAUAUUUACCGAUUUUAUAUAAAAAUUGUUUGGGUUGUGAAGUAACUCGCUUCUUAUAAGACUGGCUCUGUAUAUAUAAUAGACUGACAAAAAUUGACUCUUUUAUACAAGGUGAUCAGUUUAUCAUAAACCACUAUUUUAUAUUUAUAUUUUUCGAUUACUUACAAAAUAAAUGUAAUAUUAGAAAAACAAUUUUUGAUUUCUUUUAGUUACAUAUAAUGUUUUAUUUAUCACCAAGAAAUUACUUUUAAGAUUAAUCUUUUAUAACUUAAAGGGAUAUCAGUUUAAUUUUUUUAAUGGCAACAUAUAUUUAGCUAGCUUUAAAAUAGGAAAUAAUUUAAUUAAGAAAAUGACUGGUUGAUAACAACUAUUGGACCAGUAUUUCAGAAAUUACUAAAAAUUUACAGUAAUGAAUGAAUGUGAGGAAUGGGUACUGUUAUUUUCAUCGCUAGUUAUUUGGCAGUCAUACACUUCGUCCCACUUAAGUAUAAAAAUGAGAAUAAUAUCUAAAGUACUGGUCCAAAAGUUGUUAUCGAUCAGUCGUUUUCUUAAUUAUAUAAUUUUCAAUUUUUUAGGCUAAUUAAAUUUCGUAUAUUACUAUUAAAAGAAGUAAGUUGACACUAAUAAAAAAAUACUAUUCAAAAGGAAUUGGAUGAGUAAAAAGUAGUUAUUAGCCAAUAAAUCAAUAAUAAAUGUAACUAUAAAACCAAAUUUUUUUUUUCAAUAUUGUAUUUAUUUUGAGAGUAAUCAAGUGGUUUAUGAUAAAUAAAUUACUGAUAAAAUAAAUAAUAUAUUGAAAAAAAUUUGAUUUUUUUGUUACAUGUACAGGGAUAUAAUUUAAUAUUAGCCAUAAGAUUUCUCUUAAAAUAAUAAUGUAGAUAAAAUUAUUUUUGGUAAUUUUUAGUUUCCAAUAAUAACAAUUUAUUAAUUAUAAACUAAAUUAAUUUUUUUUAAUAGUAAUAUUUAACUAUUUUAUUUAGUUAAAAAAAUUAUGAAAACAACAAACAACUUUUGAUACAGUACUUCAGAAGUUAUUAAAAAUUGUAAAUAUAGUGGAUAUAUGUUACAGGUUGUUAUUUUGCAUUACUUUGCCAUAUUCUACUCUACUGUAAAUUUAAAAAUUUAUAAUUUCAGAAAUUCUCGUUCCAAAAGUGUUACAAACCAGUCAUUUUUUUAAUUAGAUUAUUUUCAAUUUUAUAAUUUAAUUAAUUAUGUAUGUUUACAUUUAAAAAAUUAAGUUGUUAUCCUUAAUAUAGUUGAGAAUUCUAUAGUAGUUACUUGAAAAAAUACAUUUUUUUCUUCCAUUUUUGUAGAUAUGCCAUUUUUUAUCCAAGUUACAGAUUUAUUUUGAGAGUAAUAAAGUGGUUUAUGAUAAACUAAUUGCCUAUAAAUAAAAUAAAGAAAUUUAAUUGCAUUACACAAUUAUCCUUUUCUUUUAGAUAUUUGUAAAUAACAUUUAUGCUUAAAUAAGAAUAAGGGGACUAUUAAGAGUAUACAUUUUUUACAAGGAUGUAUUAUUAAUAAAACAUCUUUUAAAUCUAAAAAAUUGAUCUUAUGGUACUUGUAAUUUCUCCAAUAAAUGGUUAAUUCAGAUUUUAAUUUGGCAAUCAUAUAUAUAGUAUUUAUAAUUCUCUUAUAUAAGUAGGUAAUUAAUACUAGAUGCUUAUUAUGUGAUAAAUUUUUAUGGCCUACGAUAUUAUAAUUCAACAUUUUUUUAUAAUAUCUAUUUUUUUCCCACGUGUAUAUACAGGUUGAAAUAGAUAUAAUUAACAAUUUGUAAAACUUUUGAUACAAUUAACAUUUUAUUGUAAUUUUUUUUUAUAUAUAACCUAUGUAAUCUUAGAAUGUUAAAGUCGAUUUUAUUUGAUUUUUAACAAUCUUAAUACGAACAAUUAAUAUUCAAAAAUCAUACUGGAUGAUUCCUUAAUUUCAUCUCACAAAAUAUCUUCAAAAAUAUUAGACCAAUAAGGUAUAAGGUAUUAUUCCAAAAAGGAUUUUAUUUAUACAACUAUUAUUUUAAGAGAAAUCUAUUAAAUAUUGAAAGAAAGACUGUAUAUAUAUAUAUUUUUUUUUACGAGUUUACUAGUCUUGUGUUCUAGUCAUAUUAAUAGAAGUAA